AUGUCAAAUUGUGAGAAAUGUCUACAUGCCAACCACCAUAACCCUCUGGAUCACCAUCCCUGCCACUACAGUCCUCUGGAUCACCAUCCCUGCCACUACAGUCCUCUGGAUCACCAUCCCUGCCACUACAGUCCUCUGGAUCACCAUCCCGCCACUACAGUCCUCUGGAUCACCAUCCCUGCCACUACAGUCCUCUGGAUCACCAUCCCGCCACUACAGUCCUCUGGAUCACCAUCCCCGCCACUACAGCCCUCUGGAUCACCAUCCCCGCCACUACAACCCUCUGGAUCACCAUCCCCGCCACUACAACCCUCUGGGUCACCAUCCGGGCCACUACAGCCCUCUGGAUCACCAUCCCCGCCACUACAACCCUCUGGAUCACCAUCCCCGCCACAACAACCCUCUGGGUCACCAUCCCCGCCACUACAGCCCUCUGGAUCACCAUCCCCGCCACUACAGCCCUCUGGAUCACCAUCCCCGCCACUACAGCCCUCUGGAUCACCAUCCCCGCCACUACAGCCCUCUGGAUCACCAUCCCCGCCACUACAGCCCUCUGGAUCACCAUCCCCGCCACUACAGCCCUCUGGAUCACCAUCCCCGCCACUACAGCCCUCUGGAUCACCAUCCCCGCCACUACAGCCCUCUGGGUCACCAUCCGGGCCACUAUAA
This is a messenger RNA of Procambarus clarkii (red swamp crayfish), 669 nucleotides long. The record is from RefSeq and is a predicted model, not a curated record. NCBI's taxonomy places the organism in Eukaryota, Metazoa, Arthropoda, Malacostraca, Decapoda, Cambaridae.